This is a messenger RNA of Centropristis striata (black sea bass), 1958 nucleotides long. RefSeq names its product spermatogenesis-associated protein 22. The coding region runs from base 493 to 1641 and encodes 382 amino acids. The transcript is spliced from 8 exons. The record is from RefSeq and is a predicted model, not a curated record. Gene Ontology annotation, biological process: regulation of meiotic cell cycle; homologous chromosome pairing at meiosis; meiotic DNA repair synthesis. NCBI's taxonomy places the organism in Eukaryota, Metazoa, Chordata, Actinopteri, Perciformes, Serranidae.
GAGUGAGGCUACUGAGAACAACUGAAGCCGAUCCAAAAAUACUCCUGCAGCAUGUGCUACUGACGGACUGUCGCAGUUUAGCUGCCGAUCCUCCGGCACAGCAUUUUAACACUAAGGUUUACUUCCUAGCUGGGUUUAUUAUGGCUUUAAUGGCUCCGUCACGUUAAUAAUGAAAGCGUCCACAUUGAGAGCUAGUUGAUGUUAGCUGUGAAACAGUGAUAUUAUGGGUACAACAGGGUAUCUUGGCGGUGAUUUGCUAGAGAUUAGCUACCUGCUCCGUCACAUCGAGGCACGGACAAGGGCACUAACAGUGACAAGCAAACAUUACGGAGAUAUUUUCGUCAUCAUAAAGCAGCGGUGACAAUUUUCAGUCAUAUGCGUUAGCUAAUGAGUUAGCUAACCUGAUUGUGUGCAAUCAUGAUUUAGCCACAACCGUACACGAAUGAACAAUAUGCACUGUAAUACCACCCGCUGUCUUUUCUAAGGACUACAAUGAGAAGACAGGGAAACCAGCCACCCAGGCCAACAGCAGGUUGCCUGUCUGUGCCGCUCUUCAACCAGAAGAAAAGAAACAGAGUUCCUUUGACAUCUGCUCCCUCUGAGAAUGAAUUUUUCUCCCACAGUGAAUACAUGGCAAGCACCAACUCAGCUGCAUCUCACAGCACAUCAGGUACCUACGGAUAUCACCAGGCAUCAGGUCAAUCCUCUGGUUCUCCACAAAGCCAACAGUGGAACAGGCAGGGCAUCCAACAAUCUAAUCCGCCUCAGCAGUAUGGCAUCAGCAGACCUGCUCCUGGACCUGCCCCUGCAAUGAAAACCUAUGCACCCAUACCACAUCCAUACAAAGUUGGAGGCACAAGCUCUAAGAUUGGACAGCCCAGCAACCCAACGAGACAACAGGAUUCCAGCCACGGUGUUAACUCCAGACAGAGCAAAUAUCAAUCCCCCCACAUCAGUGAGAGUGCACAGAGCAAGCCAGCACCCCAUACUGGGUUCUCUCAGAUGAGUCAGCAGUCACCGUACAGGCCAUCCAAUCCCACACAUCAGUAUUCCCAGCAGCCCAAAGCUCUGCCUCCUGGCCCACCACCCAGCAGGCCCUCUGCUCGUGCACCACAGCCACAAAACAACUCCUGGAAGUUUACUAACAGCUUUGGGCCACAGAGAUCCUCCUUUGAGGUAAACAGAAGCAUAAAUCAACCUCGGACUGCACAACAAACUCAAACUCAGCAGGGCACAUUGCCAGCGAAGCCAGCCACGGAGAACUCUCUGAGGAUCCUGACUGCAGUAAUUGAUGGCAUGAGACAUUGGAGCCAGUUUAAAGACAAAGUCCCAUACCUAUUUGAGAUAUUUGCUACUCUAGACUCUGCGGUCACACUGGGUUGCCAUGGAGCCAAGAACUUCCUCAUGAGAAACGGGAAGGAAGUAGUGCAGUGUGUCUUCUAUGAAAAUGAGCAGGAACUGCCCCGGCUCAUUCGUGGUCAAGUUCAUCGCUGUGUAGGAAACUAUGACCGCAGUAGAGAUGUCCUUUUGUGUGUAUCCGUCAGACCUGGCCUGCCCUCAGAGCUGAGGAAUGCUCAGGAGGCUGUCAAAGCCUGUGAUGCAGAAAUGAGAGCGCUGAUCAAAUCCCUCAGUGAGGUCUGAGCUACUGUAGGUAUUUAAAGCAGCACAAGACUGAUACCAGUAUUUGAUGAGGCAGCAUGAGAGCCAUGUUUAGUGCCCUAUAGUAAUAUACAACUCUUGUUUUGAGUAGAAGUCCAGAAAGUUUUUUUCAAAGAUAUUAUUACAGUUUAUGACCUGUAAAGGGCGCUGUUGUGCUGUUGUACUGUGCUCUAACAGUUGAGUUCCAUUGCAUGUUAUGGCAUUGAUGUUUUUGUACCAAUUUGUAAAAACAAAUAGAAAAAAUGGUUAUUUCAUUUAUCCGGAACUUUAACGAAAAGUAAAGCCUCUCUUUUUUAUAA